AUGCUUUCGUUUCGGCCGCAACUUUAAAGGCAGUCUAAAUACGUGUUUACUUACAUGAGUAUGUACACAACACAUGCAUGUAAAUAUAAGCCUUUGCAUGUGUUUAGGCCGCAAUUUGUACUACAAUCCAAAAAUGAAACCAUUGACGAAUUACCUCUGCUCUUUCAGCUCAGGCUCAAAAAAUAUGAUAUUAAAUCAUUAAAUACCAAACAAAUGUGAUGACUUAAGUAAUGAUGUAAUGCAUAGAUACUAGACAGACCAUCAGCUUCUGAAGUUCGAUUUUAAAAAAUGGACGCUGCACAACAAUCAACAAUAACAGCUGGGAAUUUAAGGAGCCCAGAAAAGGAACAUGUUACAGCUUUUGCCGGGACGACGGGCAAUGAAAAUGGACGAGAAGUUCAGACUUUUUCCGAGGACGACGAUGACUACGUUAUUGUGGAUAAAGCACAGAAUGGUUGUGAAUACACAAGACUUGAAAAAAUGGGAAAGCAGCACACACCACACAAAACAUUACAACAAAUUAGCAUUGAAUCUAAGCAAUCAAAUGGACGGCAUUCCAUGAGUGAGACAAUAUGUCCGGACCCAAGUGGUGCUAAGCCAAAAACCCGAAAUAUUGUAGAUGAUAAAAUAAUUCAAACUUUACCAACUGAAAAUAUUUCAGCAACUAAUAGUAAGCGGGUGCAGAUAGGCAAGUUCUUAGAAGGUAGCAAGAGAUUUCAUAAUGUAGUCCAAUCAAAAGAUUGCUGUGAUCUUCGUCAAAGCGAUAUUGACGGUCCCCAAAACAAGCCAGAAUCCGAAUAUCCACAAUUAAAAUGCGUAUAUUCACGACCAAUUUUUCUGAAAUCACAGUCGUUGGAAAUAUACAAUGAGCCAAAUAGCUUCCAAAUAACACAAUCUCGUCUGUUACCAAACAUUAAUGAAAACUAUUCCAAUGAUAAUCAAAACCAAACAGCGCAAGCUUCCGACUCUGUAUCUCAGCUAACAAAGAGUAUCGACCAUCUGUUAGAUUUGAAUGGCGAAGAACUCGAUAAGUCUACUUGUGAGGCUACAUGUUUAGCUCAGCGGCCUCAUAUUCCUUUAAACCUUCAAUCAAUGGAAACUCGUCCUAUCUAUCCGAAUGUUCCAUAUAGUCCGUAUGGCAGUCCAUUUGGCAGUCCUCGAUCGAAUCGACGGCGACCUCCUCUACGCGAAUCACGGAGAAUAUCAAUAGAAAGAUCUGGAAGCUUUCUACAAUUAAACCAAUACAAACUAAUGGACCAAAUUGGGCAGGGCUCAUAUGGACUCGUAAAAUUGGCAUAUUCUGAAGAAGACUCCACCCAUUAUGCAAUGAAAAUUCUUUCAAAGAAGCGACUUUUACGACAAGCUGGCUUAAUGCGCCGAGGUCCGAAGAAAACAACAUCUCCGCUGGAUCGUGUUUACAGAGAAAUCGCUGUUUUAAAGAAGCUUGAUCAUCCCAACGUUGUCAAGCUAGUGGAAGUAUUAGAUGACCCCAUCGAGGACUCCUUAUAUAUGGUUUUCGAAUGGGUAAAACAAGGCGAAGUUCUUAGAAUUCCAACGGACAAUCCAUUGUCAGAAGAACGCGUAUGGAGUAUUUUUCGAGAAACACUACUCGGAUUGGAAUAUUUACACUAUCAAAAAAUUAUCCAUGCGGACAUAAAGCCUGGAAAUUUGUUGUUAACGGAGUGUGGACACAUAAAAAUAGCAGAUCUUGGUGUCUGCAAUGAAUUUCUUGGAGAAGAUGCUAUAAUGUCCAAUGGCUCUACCGGUGGAACCCCUGCCUUCAGGGCCCCCGAAACCUUGAUAUUAGGACAGAACGUGUAUUGUGGGAGAGCAUCAGAUGUCUGGGCAUUGGGUGCGACGCUGUAUUCCUUAAUUUUUGGCAAUGUGCCGUUCUUAGCAGAUUCCAUUCCCUUGCUCUAUGAAAGAAUACAACAAGACCCGGUAGUGUUCCCACAAAAAUUAACAGUCAGUGAAAAUUUAAAAAGAUGCAUUUUGCACAUGCUAGAAAAAAAUGCUACUCAGAGAAUAACAGUGCCAGAGCUAAAGAUAAACGAUUGGGUCACCACUAGCGGUGUUUACCCAUUGCCCACUGAAGAAGAAAACUGCUGUCUAGUACAAGUUGAUGAAGAAGAUAUAAACUCCGUUGUCCGCAGCAUUCCAAAGUUGGACACUCUUAUAUUAAUAAAAACAAUGUUAAAAAAACAUUCUUUUGGAAAUCCAUUUAUAAAAGGUGUAUCUGGCAAGGCAUUACAACCAGGCGGUUCUCGAUUAGAAAGAUUCGUACGCGCUGGACGAUCAAACUCAGCACCAGGCUCCUACCAAAUGUCAGUCGACAGGUUUAAGCAACCAUCCACGGAAUCUUUACUUCCAUCUUUAACGGAACAUUCUACAAGUAAAAUUAGUGAAGAUACUUAGAUUUAAUUUGAUUUAGAUUUAAUGCAGAUCAAAUUAUUAUUUUUUUAAAAUCUGUUUUCUUUAUUAAUUUGGAAUACAAAUAGCAACACAGUUGCAAUGAAAUAUACAUAGCUUUUAUGGAUAAUGUUAUAUUGGCAUUAGCCAUUGGUUUUGUGUUAUAUUUGUAAUUAUUUCUAACGGGUUGCAAUUAUGAACAAAAUGUUUUAAUACUUUAUGAUUGAAUAAUUGCUUGCUAAGAUUGUUAAAGCUAUCUACUUUUAAUAAUAUCUGGAUAUUAUACAUCCAAAUAUAAGAAAUAGGUUCUAGACGUAGUAGAUAUGACGUUGAUAUGAAAGGAUGCAAUAAUAAAACUUAAAUAAAAUAGCAAACACAAAUAUAAUGAGAUAGAACAACUGGGGAAAUACUUUUUGGGACCAUUUAAAAUUUACAUACACAUGUGGACAACGAAUACGUUAAGCUAAAUUCUAAUUGGCAACA
Molecule: messenger RNA, 2892 nt
Organism: Drosophila pseudoobscura
Lineage: Eukaryota; Metazoa; Arthropoda; Insecta; Diptera; Drosophilidae
Product: calcium/calmodulin-dependent protein kinase kinase 1
Exons: 7
Coding region: 289-2415 (708 amino acids)
Biological process (GO): positive regulation of protein kinase activity; protein phosphorylation; intracellular signal transduction
Cellular component (GO): cytoplasm
Molecular function (GO): calmodulin binding; ATP binding; calcium/calmodulin-dependent protein kinase activity
Source: RefSeq, a predicted model, not a curated record